Acanthosepion pharaonis is the source of this 705-nucleotide messenger RNA. The record is from the annotation of a GenBank genome assembly. NCBI's taxonomy places the organism in Eukaryota, Metazoa, Mollusca, Cephalopoda, Sepiida, Sepiidae.
AUGGAUGGUAGAUAUGGUGGCAAUAUUGCGAUUACCGAGGGAAAAUUGGAAGUUACUCUCUCUUAUUUCUUUUCCUUCUUCCUUUUCAAUCUCUCUCUCUCUCUCUCUCUCUCUCUCUCGCUGUCUCUCUCUCGUUUUCUUUCUCUACUCCAGAAUGUUUUAGUGAUGUAUGCCUUACUAUUUACUCCAUGUUUUUCUUCUGACUUUAUCCUCUUUUUUGUUUUAAUCGUUGAUUUCCUUCUUUUUUCUUUUCUUUUCACAUUUUUCUUUCUUUCGUUUUUCUUUCUAUUUCUUCUUCAUUUUUCCACUUUCUUUUUCUUCUCUUCUUUUUCUUUCUUUUUUAUUCGUUCUUUUUCUUUCUUUCUUCAUUCUUUUUCCUCUUGUCCAUUUUCUUCCUGUCCUUUUUCUUCUUUCUUUUUUCUUUUUCUUCUUUCUUGUUAUGUUUUCUUCUUUCUCUUCUUUCUUUACUUCUUUUCUUUUUCUUCGUUUUUCUUUCUUUUCUUUUGUCGUCUUCCUUUUUACUUUUAUCUUCUUUCUUUUUCAUCUAGACAAAAACUUCCUUCUUUUCUUCUUUUUUAUUUUCUUCCCUGUUUCCUCGUAUUCCUAACUUUUUCUUUUCUUUUUCUGCCUUCGAAGAUUCUUUUUCACACAAUCUUUAUCUUCUCCUUUCUUUCUUUCUUUCUUUCUUUCUUUCUUUCUUUCUAA